UAGCGGCCGGCAGAAGAACACGGUUCUUUCGGACAAAGAUAAACCCGUUCGCUCUAAAUGCUCUCACUUGCGCUGUUUUUUUCAUUGUUGUUUCAUGAGCAAUAAAGUCCGGUUCCACAUGUUAACAAUAUGCUCGACUACAUAUAUUUACACUUGGGGUGGCAAGGGCUACGAAGCGUUCCAGCUAGGGGCUCUAUCGUCAGUCAUGCACCAUACUUGUAGACGAAAUCCAAAUUCCGACUCAUGGCUUGUACUGCCAAUUUGAUCAAAUCAACUUGAAACAAUGCAAAAUCUACCGUUAUCGGAAUAAAUAUUGUUUUAGGUUUGAUUAUCGCACCACUUUCGUUUGAGCCGUGCUUCCGAUGUGAACGAGGUUGAAUUUUUAUCCGUGGCAACGUGCGAACAGUCAAUUCGUGUUUUCAGUGCCCAAGGUGGAAUCGGGAUACAAUAUAGAGAAGAAGCAUGUGGUGGUGGGAUACAUUGCUAACGUAUGUUUGCGCGAGUGUCAUCAUGGCGGUUUUCUACUUUCGAUGGACCCGAAGGAAGAUGAAUGCCAAGCUGGCCACCAUGUCCGGCCCACGACGACUCCCGCUGCUCGGACAUGCCCACAAAUUCUACCGAGCGACACCAAAGGCUAUCGCUGGCACGCUCAAAUACUUCAGUGAAUUUCCAUCGCCAGUGUGCAUACACAUGGGACCUCUACCGCAUGUUGCCAUCUUCGAUCCCGAACAGCUCCAGGUGGUUCUGCAUUCGCAGAACUGCCUUGACAAGUCCGUCCAGUACUCAUUCCUUCGGGUUUCGGAAACUUUAAUUAGUGCGCCAGGUCACCUUUGGAAAGGGCAACGCAAGGCAUUGAAUCCUUCGUUUGGUCCGGCCAUUCUAACAACUUUUGCCGACAUCUUCAACAACAAAUGUGCCAUUCUGACGAAACGACUGGAGGAGUACGCGGGGAAGCCGGAGCGUAACUUUUAUCGGGACAUUUCCAAGUGCACUCUGGAUCAAAUCUAUGCAACGGCCUUCGGCUGCGAUUUCAACAUGCAGACCUCGCUGGACGGCGAACGCUCCCUAGAUCUGCAAGAAGCGUACAUGAAAGUCAUGGCAAGCAGAUUUUUCUCGGUUUGGAAAUAUCCUGAGUUCAUCUACCGAUGGACCGCAGGCUAUAAGAAAGAGCUGGAGCUACGACGAAUCUAUCACGAAACGAUUACGUGCAAAGUUGUCCAACAGGUGAGCGUUGAGGAGAAACUUCACACAAAGGAAGAUAUGGACUUCAAAACCGAAGAAACGGGAAAAAGAAUUCCGGAAAACUUCAUCGAGUGCUUGGUGAAGUACUUGCGUGCGGAAGGCGAAACGUCGAAGGACGCUGUUUAUCCGCACAUCGAUAUGACUGUCUUCGCUGGGAAUGACACAUCGGCGAAAACCAUUUGUUCCAUACUGCUCAUGUUGGCGAUGCACCCAGAAGUGCAAGAACGUUGCUAUCAAGAACUGAUGGAAGUUUGCCCGGAAAAGGAUCAACAUAUAUCCUACAAAGAUGCAGCUAACCUCACGUACUUGGAAAUGGUGUGCAAGGAAACUAUGAGAUUGCUACCAGCCGUGCCCUUCAUGGCACGGAUAACAUCUGGAGACAUCGUACUUAAUGAUCAACACACCAUUCCCGCCAACUGCACAAUAAUUAUGGGCAUCUUUCAAAUCCAUCGUGACCCGCGGAUAUGGGGCCCCAAUGCGGAUAACUUCGAUCCGGACAACUUCCUGCCGGACAACGUGGCCAAACGUCAUCCCUAUUCCUACAUUCCAUUCAGUGCAGGUCCCCGAAACUGCAUCGGCACACGGUACGCGUACCUUUCGUCGAAAAUCAUGGUCGGCAGCAUAUUGAGGAAGUACCGCCUGAAAACGUCGCUCACCAUGGACAAACUGAGAAUCUCGUGCGGUUUGUUGCUGCACAUUUCCAACGGGUGCCAAAUGGCGAUCGAACAUCGGUAGCACUGGAUUGUUUGUUGUUUUAUUAUAAAUUCAGUUGAAACUUUGUUUGUUUGAUUUUGAUUGAAGACUUCCUUAAAACUUCUGUAGAAACUCAAGAACUUCCUCAUGUCAACUGCAGGAAACACUGACUGAACUACGAGAAUUUCCUAAUUUUUGAAUACUUUCCCCGAUCAG
Aedes aegypti (yellow fever mosquito) is the source of this 2151-nucleotide messenger RNA. Its product is annotated as cytochrome P450 4C1. Gene Ontology annotation, molecular function: heme binding; iron ion binding; monooxygenase activity. Lineage: Eukaryota; Metazoa; Arthropoda; Insecta; Diptera; Culicidae. The record is from RefSeq and is a predicted model, not a curated record. The coding region runs from base 463 to 1977 and encodes 504 amino acids. The transcript has 5 exons.